This is a messenger RNA of Aspergillus sclerotioniger CBS 115572, 918 nucleotides long. RefSeq names its product opsin family protein. The record is from RefSeq and is a predicted model, not a curated record. Lineage: Eukaryota; Fungi; Ascomycota; Eurotiomycetes; Eurotiales; Aspergillaceae. The coding region runs from base 1 to 918 and encodes 305 amino acids. The transcript is spliced from 5 exons. Gene Ontology annotation, cellular component: plasma membrane; endoplasmic reticulum.
AUGAUCGAGUCCUUUGUCAGGGAGACUCAGUCUUUCCCUUGGCCUGAGCCCACUCCGACCUCGUCGGUGGCUCCAAUUCCCACCGUCGUCCCCGGGAGUGAUCCCAUCUUCCAGAUGCUCCAUGACACCGGGAAACGGACCCUAUGGGUGGUUACUGUGCUUAUGGGUCUCUCCUCUCUCGUGUUCUACGUUCUAGGUGCUCGAGUGCCCCUUAGCAAACGCGUAUUCCAUGUCCUUGUCUCCCUAGCCAGUACAAUCUCCUUUAUCGUCUACCUCGCCCUCGCAACAGGGGAAGGCAUGGACUGGAAGCUCGACGUCGUCAAAGAGCACAACAAGCACGUCCCUAACACCACACAAGACUACUACCGCCAGAUCCUCUGGCUCCGCUAUAUCCUCUGGUUCCUGACCGAGCCAUUGGGUCUCAUCAGCCUGUCCCUGCUCUCCGGUCUUCCGGGCGCACACUUGCUCAUCGCCAUCGCAGCAGACUAUGUGAUGCUCGGCUCCGGCAUUCUGGGCACCUAUGCCGGCCAUACCUCGCGCAGAUGGGUCUGGUUUACCAUUAGCGCGAUCGGGUACCUGACGACAGUGUACCACAUCAGUGUCCAUGGUAGUAGGGCGGCAAGCAACAAGGAUGUCCAGACGAAGCGGUUCUUUGGAACCCUUUCGGGCGUGAUGUUGUUUGUCAAGGUUUUGUACCCUGUGGCCCUCGCUGCCGGAGCUCUUGCUCUGAAGAUAAACGUUGAUGUAGAGACUAUUCUGUUCGCCAUCUACGAUAUCUUCUCCCAGGGUAUCCUCGGAUACUGGCUGAUUCUUGCGCAUGAUGGCGCUCCCGGAAUCACCCUCAAUGUUGACGGCUUCUGGUCCCAUGGACUGGGCAACGAAGGCGCCAUUCGCAUCAGCGAAGAGGAUGGAGCGUAA